Messenger RNA from Carassius carassius (crucian carp), 1029 nucleotides. Its product is annotated as odorant receptor 131-2-like. Lineage: Eukaryota; Metazoa; Chordata; Actinopteri; Cypriniformes; Cyprinidae. The record is from RefSeq and is a predicted model, not a curated record. Bases 1 to 1029 code for a protein of 342 amino acids. Gene Ontology annotation, molecular function: G protein-coupled receptor activity. The transcript has a single exon. Gene Ontology annotation, biological process: G protein-coupled receptor signaling pathway. Gene Ontology annotation, cellular component: membrane.
AUGGACUUCAGAAAGUUGUGGACGUCAUUUAGAAGGAAAACAAAAAUACAAAGAAAAAGGAGUCACAGAACUUUAUACCGGUGCAAAAGGACAAUGAAUUCUACAAUGUCUGACUUCACCGCAGCAGAGAGAUAUGCAGAAGCUUUUGCAAAAAAUUUCACCAUUGUUCUUCUUGGGAUCAUAGUAACCUGCGUUAAUGGAAUGUUUGUUUUCACAUUCUUUAAGAGUUCUGUUUUCUACAAUGAUCCAAGAUAUAUAUUGUAUAUUCACAUGGUUAUCAAUGAUAUGCUCUUAGUUUUUUUCAGUGUAAGUCUAAGUGUGAUGGCUUAUGCAUGGCCAAAGGUUCCUCUUCCGUUCUGUGUUUCACUUCUAAUCAUAUCCUCAACUACUCACAAGAACACUCCUCUGACUUUGGCCGGUAUGGCCGUUGAGCGAUAUAUUUCCAUCUGCAAACCACUGCAUCACCAUCAGAUCUGCACAGUGCGCAGGACAUACAUCCUCAUCUCUCUGAUUUGGGGUGUUGGAGUUUUACCUGGACUGGCUGACCUGAUUCUCCUUUCAGUUGUUCGCCCUUUGUCUGUUUUUAGAACAAGUAGUCUCUGUAGUACAACUAAUGUGUAUAGCACACCUUAUCAUGAAGAACAGAGCAAAAUUACACACGGGAUUUAUACAUCUGUUGUGUGGGUAAUUCUUGUAUUCACAUAUUAUCAAGUGCUGAUUGCGGCCAGAAGGGCUUCCUCUGAUAAAUCCUCAGCAAAAAAGGCCCAAAGCACCAUCCUGUUACAUGGAGCACAGCUUCUGCUGUCCAUGUUGUCCAAUAUCACUCCUGUUAUAGACAAAAUUUAUGGCCAACUUGUACCUACGUUACGGUCAAAAAUCACCUUUUUCAAUUAUCUUCUUACAAACUUGUUACCACGACUACUUAGCCCCCUUAUUUAUGGUGUUCGAGAUAAACAUUUUUUAAAAUAUUUGAAAGGACUUCUUUCAUGUAGAUUAUUAAAUAUAAAAGUUGAUUCAAUCAAGCAGUGA